Molecule: messenger RNA, 7138 nt
Organism: Scylla paramamosain (green mud crab)
Lineage: Eukaryota; Metazoa; Arthropoda; Malacostraca; Decapoda; Portunidae
Product: terminal nucleotidyltransferase 4B-like
Biological process (GO): RNA 3'-end processing
Cellular component (GO): nucleolus; TRAMP complex
Molecular function (GO): poly(A) RNA polymerase activity; mRNA binding
Source: RefSeq, a predicted model, not a curated record
AUCAGACCCCGAACAUUAGAGUGAUGAUGGAGGAGCAGAGUUUAGUGUUGGGACUGUCUUGUGUGUGUGUGAGGUCGGUGAUAGUUACGGAAACCCAUUGAUUUAUGUCGUGUUUAAUGCCUGCAGUCCCCGACACGAGUGGGCACCGGUGCAGUGGCGAGCGAGUGGUGGCGGCGGGCGAGUGUUGUGUAGCUUUAUGGAUCCCAGCAUAGCGUGGUACCAGCCGGAGCAGCAGGGCCCAGCCAGGGAGCUGUGGGCCAGGAUCUGGACCACCCAGCAGGGCCUCGACAACAUGAACCUGAACGACGCCAACAUGAACCACGAGUACAUUCCUAUCAGUGUAGAGGAUGCCAACAGGACUAACAAAACCACCACUAACAACGCCAAUAACAGUUAUUACAACCGUACCAAGAGGAAACGUGAAAACCGAGCCAGCACUUACGGCCUCAACCAGAACCACAAGAACCUCAUAGGACAGUUCGGAGGGUGUCCCUGGCGCCGCAGGACCCCGCCCUAUGACCUAGGAGUAAUUGGAUUACAUCAAGAAAUGGAGGACUUUUACUACUGGAUGUCCCCAACCAAGGAGGAGCACAACAUGAGGAAAAGAGUCGUGGAGCGCAUUGAGCAAGUUAUUGUUGACCUUUGGCCACAAGCGAGAGUGGAAAUCUUUGGCAGCUUUCGCACUGGCCUGUACCUGCCAACUAGUGAUAUAGAUCUGGUGGUGAUUGGGAAGUGGGAAGCCUUACCCUUGCGGACACUGGAGAAAGCUCUUUUGGAUCACAAGAUUGCUGAACCCUCCUCUCUUAAGGUCUUAGACAGGGCAUCUGUACCUAUAGUGAAGCUGACAGAUAGUGAAACUGAUGUCAAGGUGGACAUUUCUUUCAACAUGAGCAGUGGAGUAAAUUCUGCUCGUCUUAUAAAGGAUUUUAAGAAGCGUUUUCCAGUCCUGUCCAAGCUAGUCAUGGUGCUCAAGCAGUUCCUCCUUCAGAGAGACUUAAAUGAAGUCUUCACUGGAGGAAUAUCCUCGUACUCUCUCAUUCUUAUGACAGUCAACUUUUUACAAUUGCAUCAACGGUUAGAUGCAUCUCAACCCAAUGCCAAUCUUGGAGUGUUGCUGAUUGAGUUUUUUGAGUUGUAUGGUCGUCACUUCAAUUAUCUCAAGACUGGCAUCAGAGUGAAGGAUGGUGGAGCAUAUAUAUCAAAGGAUGAAGUACAGAAAGACAUGCCUGAGGGUCACCGGCCAUCUGUCCUGUGCAUUGAGGAUCCACUCAUACCAGGAAAUGACAUCGGCAGGUCUUCAUAUGGGGUGCUGCAAGUGAAACAAGCAUUUGAAUAUGCUUACAUUGUAUUAUCUCAGGCUGUGAAUCCUCUAAACAACAUCAUAAAUGACCCAAAUUCAUACUCUAUAUUGGGGCGCAUCGUGAGAAUAACAGACGACGUCAUUCUGUACCGUCAAUGGAUACAGAAGACCUUCCCUGUGAACCGGCCCAUCACCUCCAACAGCACCCACCAUGUGACUCCCACACAUCCUGCUGCACCACCCACACCCCCUGUGGAGUUUCAUACUCAGACCAGCUUGAAGGAGUCAUCAGAUAAUCAGUACAACAACAACAAAAACAGCAAUGAAAAUAGAAACAUCUGCAUGAAGGCCAGUCUGGCUGAUGAUGAUGCCCUGUCAUCAGAAGCCUCAGAACCACAUUCCACUCCUCCCUCUUCAGUCUCUUCAGUCAGUGAUGACACAGAUUCUGACCAGGCUGUGGACAUGAGUGAAGGGAGUCGAGACAGCUCUCCAAACAUUCAUCACCAGUUACAGCUUCAUCAUCUCAGUGGCACCGCUGCUGUCAGCCCGUCUGUCAGCAAUAUGUCUGGUGUGAGUUGCAGCAAAGUUAGCAAGCACCAGAGUCUCUCUAGUGACGUAUCUUCACUGCACCAUCCUAGUGUUGACCUGGAGACCCGGCCAGGUGAUCUGCCUCAGGCGAACAAGCAGCUGCACCACCAGACUCACCAAGAGCACCCAGCAGCACUCACCUGGCACCCAUCAGGAGGCUCAGCACAAAACAUUAGUCCUGCCAAGCCGCUGCCCAAACACAGGAGGUAUUCGCAGUCAUCACAAGGCUCUACACCUGGCGUUGGAGACAUUCGCACUGGCAAGACUAGUGGUGGGAACAAGUACUCAGGAGAAAACAUGAAUAGUGGUAAUGUGGGCACCACUUUGAGUGGCUCAUCAGCGAGUGGAAGCAACACCCAAACAAGAGUAAGGGUUCCAUACAAUAAGCGGAAAAAGUCUGCUCGACGGGACUCAGACGUGAGAACUGAAGUACGUGAUGUUCAUCGGUGAUGUAAGGGGAACGGUGUUGUAUACAGUGAAUAUAGGUAAGGUACUCUGGUGACUGACAGAGCUGUGAUGAAAGAUGAACAGUCUGAUGACUGUGAUUUUGGCAUUGCCCUGAAAGGUGCAAGCCAGCCCUCUUCUUUUUCUGUGAAGUUUCUUGAAGUGUGAAAGAGAAUUAGCCAGAUUUAUAAGACAACCCUCCAUUCCAGGGGUCACCACUGUGGAAGUACACAAUAUUUCAUGUGAAGUGUAAUGAUGUGAAACUGUAAACAACUUGGCUGUUUUCUUCCAGAACUGAAAGUUUUUAAUAGACCAGUAACUGUAGAGUCCAUAUUUUAUUGUUUUAUUUAUAUUCUGUGAGCUCAACUUAUCUGAUAUGAUGACUUCCAUAGCCAUCAAAAUAAUUUCAAAUAGACAUUUUAUAUAGUUUGAACUUGGAUAUUGGAAGUACAGUAACUUAGAGUAAUAAUUGAGUUAUUGAGGUCAAAUGACACAUCAGGGGAUUGUUGUAGGGUUCUUAUGUAUGGCCUAUGCAAAAAUAUUAAAAGUAAAAAAUGUGUAAUGUAGUGAGGGUGGGUAGACCCUUAGUGGAUGCUUCCAAAUAGAAUCUUUGUCAUUAGAAAUGUUAUUUGUGUAUGUAUAUAUACUUAUAUUUUAUGUGAUGUGUGUGUUUUGUGUUAACUCGUAUGACUUAUAUAGUACAUAAGUAAUAUAUGAGAUGCAUGUAUGUUAUACAAUUGCAUUUUAUGCAUUAUGAAUGAAUUACAGCCUAUGUUAUUUUGGUUGGGUUGUGUGUACAAGGCAUAUUGCACUGAUGUGCAAAUUUUGUGCAUGGAGUUGUAUGGUAGAUGCAAAUGUGCAUAUUGUGUGACAGUGAAUGAGUGGAUGGGUAGAAUGUGCUGGGUAGUGUGUAGAAGGGAAAAGGGGUACUUAACUUAUUUUUAUCAAUCCCUGUUGGACCAAAAUCUUGUUGCUUGGAGUAAAAAUAGCUAUAUUGAUGGAUCUUGUUGUGCAUCUUAAUAGUUUGUUGUUUUCAGCUCUUGAAGCAUUACUGAGGCCACUCACUGCCCACACAUUUAACCCCCAACAUACAACUUUACAUCUUUGCCAGUUCUCACCUGGUCGUGGGGUAUUUUUAGAGGGAUUGGUUAUGGCUGCAUAUUUUCCUAGAUUGUGAUUUUCUGUGCCAAGAAAAUACAUUGCCUAAGACUUGCGUACUGAAGAUUAAAAUAUCUAAGUCAUACAUAGAAGUCCAUAUCAUUUUUGUUCUAAUAAGUAAAUUAAUGUACUAAGUCAUCAAUAGAGUAUUUUCCUAUGUGAAUGAGUGUAGUUGUACAAUAGUUAUUUAUUAUAAUAUUAUGAAUGCAUUUAAAACCUAAAUGGGUUUCAUGAAGUAAGUGUCAGAUUUCAAGGUUUUCUUUGUUAAGCUGAGUAAACAACAGCCGUAUGCAAUAGAUGUGUAGCCCCUCCAGUUUUCUAUGAGAUUGGGACUGGCGAUACCCUAGAGAAAUAUUUUCUUGUACUGAUGCCUGUGUACCCCAAGACAUGUCCAAGUAAUCUUGUAACUGUUGAAGGUAUUUGGUAUACAGGUCAAAAAUCUUUUACCCCCCAAAAGCCAUGAAGUUAAUAGUAGGUCAGAAUUUGGGUGGUACUGGUUUGCACUAGGUAAGUGAUGUCAUUGGAAACAUUUUUUUCAUGACCAGUCAAAUGUAACACAUAGCUGGUACUCAACACCCAACCAAACAGCUGCACUUUUGUAUACAUAAAGUUUCACAAACACAUCACAGUCUUCUUUCUGUAAAUUUUAAAGUAUACAUCUCCUCUAGCAAAUAUUAGUGCAAAUAUACCACAUGUGUAAUUAUCUUGCUGCUAAAAGUGCCUGGCACAUUGAUGCCACAUUCAUCCAUGCUGACUUUUGAAGGUUCAAAGUUGGGUUAGGGAACCUAACAUUUUUUCAUAGAUGUUCUCUCUAUGGAACUGAUAUUACUAUUGCAUGACAUUCUGAAUGAGAUGCUUGUCUUAUUGCAGUCUCUUAGUUUUGAAACUCAUUGCUGGCAGAAAACAACACAAAUGUGUAAAAAGUAUUUACUAUUAGUUAGUGUUCAUUAAUUAAAGAAUAUUCUUGAGCCAUAACUUGGCCUUGAUAAUACAGUAUUGUGUUCACUGGUUUGCAAGCUCAGUAACAAACAUCGCAAAUUUCUUGGCUGAUUGGUAGUGAUACUACUUAGUAUUAUUUUCUUGUGCAUUUUUAGGGGAUGGACUGUAUGGAUAAAAGAUUCUUGGCCUGUACAGACAUUAAGUAUUGGGGAUGAAAAGAAUGGUGUGGAGAGCUUUGAACAUUGAAUAGUAUUCUCCAGAAACAAGAGUUAGAUAAGCACUUGCUGUGAUUUUGAAAAAAAAAAAGAAAAAAAAAUUAUUCUGGUUUCCAGGAGCAACUUAUCAUUUGAUGUAAAAAUUCAUUAAAUUAGAAAAAAAAAUAUUGUAGUGAAUAAGAAGCCUGAAAUGCAUUAAAACACUGUCACUCACCUGUUGUGCAACCUUUAUGUUAUGGAAAUAUAUUUGUAAUUGCUUGCUAUCCCACAUGACUAUUUCAGCUUAUUUUAUAUGUACAGUACUCUGUAUAAUCUAAUGUAAAUUACUUAUAGAAUCUUUAUAGAUGAUAGAAAAAAAGAACAUAAGAAAACUUAGUUUAUAAAAUUUGUGUCUUGAAUCAAGCAACACCUGAAUCAGCUCACACAACGUCUUGUUUUCCUCAUUCUGUUUGCUAUAAUUACAAAACUUAUGACCUUGUGUGGAUCAGACUCGUUCAUUAUGUGACACACUGUGCUUGUGGAAGAACUAUAUGUUUACAACAUUGAUAGUGCAUAGAAAAAAAAAUAUAUGGCUUUAGGCAAGAGUUAUUUAAAUCUCUAUUAUCAUCUAUUAAAUCCUUGAAUUUAAUUACUUUUCUAUGGUAUUCAGUUUGUGAUCCAGUUGGAAACUUUAUUGUGUACCUACCAGGAUCAAUUGGAAAAUGAAAAGAAUUAAUAUUGACAAGCAUUGAAAUGUGACAGUGAGACAUCCCGUGUUAGAAAGCUCACUCAGUCAAAACUCCUAUUUCAGUAAUGUUCUGAAUGUAAUAUACUUUAAGGUGGGAUGUCUCAAAUGAGGAAAUAAGCAGGAAAUAUUCAUUUACAGUCCAUUCCUGUCUGUCAGUUGUGCAUCUUUAUCCUUCUCAAGGUGAGGAGCUUGAAGGUGGUGUCUUAUUAGAUCAGCCUUCUUUAGUUUCAUUGUUUUGCUGUCACUUAUUGUUAAGUUCAGCAGUGAAAUUUGAUGUAGAAACAACAUUGAAUGCAGUGCUAGUAUUCUAAUAUUGGUUAUAAAAAUCACUAAGAUAACUUUGAAACUUGUUUGAUAGAAGACAGACAACUUGGAUAGGUAAGUAAUAUAUUUCUGUGUGAAGCUCAUUGUGAAUGUAUAUUAUAUAAUAUAAUAUAGUAUGUUCUACAAGCAAUAGGAGCCAUAAAACCUUGAGUGUGUGAGAUCCUACAACACACACACACACACACACACACACACACACACACACACACACACACACACACACACACACACACACACACACACACACACACACACACACACACACACACACACACACACACACACAGCAUAUAGAUUCCCUCAAAGUUGCUGAAUGUGAGCUACAUACUUGUACUUUAUUUUGUUUAAGGAUGUUGGGAAGAUGUAUUCCAUUUAUUGUAAAUACAUAAAAAGAACUAUGUGUAUGAGUUCAAUUUAUGCUUGACAUAUCAUGCAGCAUCUCUAAAUCACUAUGUGUGUUACAUACAGUGAUGCAUCAUCAAGCCAUUGGAAGAGCAGAAUUGCCACAAGCCUAAUGUUGACCUAGGUGAGUGUUCUACAGUAGUGCAGUGCAUCCCACCUGCUGCAUCAGUUGCCCUAAGCUCUUACUGGCAUGAUAAUACACUUUCUUGUGAGUUCUCAUCAGAUUUUAAGCAGAGAAUAGAGUGGAAUGCUUUGGCUCUUAUCUUAAGAUUAGUACAAGAGGUGAAUGACAGUGAUUUAUGCUGAUAAUUGGUGAAGAAUUAGUUCUACCUCUGUACAGUUAGGCAUAUGAGUUCAUUCAUUCAGUAGACAGUUUGGUGUAAUUACUUUCUUCAUAGACUUCUUCAGUAAUUUUGACAUCUUGAACAAUCAAUUGUUAUUGAUAUUCAAUUAAAGAUAUGUUGCUUAUGAAAGACAAGUUAGUUAAUCGUGUUCCCAAAAAAGUUGUCCAAAGGACAUGAUUGUUCACUUAUGCCAUCACUUACAGAAAAAAGUCCAUUUCUUAUUAAAAGUACACAUAUGCAAAAAAAAUACUCUUACUUAACAUUAAGCUAUACGAGAAAUGCACUUUUCAGAUACCAGUAUAGAGCUGAAUAAUUGAAAACCAACAAUGGUUGUAGCCCAACUGCCCAUGCAUGAUUAAACUUUUCAGUCAGUGGUAUUGCAAGGCAGUAGUACUUCUCCAUAUUGUAGCAGCUAGUAACUCCUUAAAUAAUUCGCGUGAAUAUUGGUACAUUCAUUGUAAUUUUCCUUGUUUUACUCUUGCAUUAAUGAGAUCAAGAAAACCAAAAAUGAAACACACAAGUCAUUGCUGGAAAGGUACCAAGAAAAGAAAAAUUUGUUGAGGAGCCUAAGUUUUGUGUUAGGUUUCAACUGAACAUGUAAUAAUAUACAGGAUUCUGGUUUUUGUACAAAUAUUUACAGUGUGACUAUUGCCUUGAAAAUUUAUAAAAGGAAGUUUAGGUAAAAAGAGUAAAUGUA